AUAAAAUCAAAAUGUUUAAAAAAUUGAUUUGUUUGUUCGCUUUAGUGGCUUUAGUGGCCAGUGAGGGUUGCAGCAAUGUGGGAUGUGUGGAGGAGGAGUUGAUUGAUUAUGUUAACAAUUUGGAGAACAAACCCGUGCCUUUUUUGGGCAAUUAUGUUGUCUUGGAGAAAAAUGAGGAGUUAAUUGAGUCGGCAAGAGAUGGUGAAGAUUUUAUCAGCAGAUGUAUCAGAUAUUUGGCCAAUCAUACGUUGAAAUUUAAGAUUCCUUCCGAACAAGCCAGAACUGUACUCGAAGAAUCCAGAAGCAGCAAACUGAAAAAAAUCGUUCUCCCGAUCCUUCUCCUCCUGAAACUGAAGGCCGCCAUCAUAAUCCCAGCAGUUCUUUCUGUGAUAGCCUUGGUAGCGUUUAAAGGUCUCGGCGUAGGUUUGAUAGCCUUGGCGAUUUCAGGAGCCACUGGAUUGAAGAGUCUUCUGGAGCAUCAGAGUUCGAAGUUUACCUAUGAAGUGGUACCGCAAAUCGCCCCACAACCAGUGUGGAGUCGGUCUGGAGUUGAACCUUUCACAACUUUGCCGCAAGGAUAUCAUACCAUGCCCUAAAAUGUUAUUUUGUUGAUAUUUAUACUAGUUUAAAUUAAUUUAUUGGCAAUUACUAAAUACAUGUUUUUUAUAAAAACAUUUUUUAACAUUGAUUGU
Molecule: messenger RNA, 692 nt
Organism: Brassicogethes aeneus
Lineage: Eukaryota; Metazoa; Arthropoda; Insecta; Coleoptera; Nitidulidae
Source: the annotation of a GenBank genome assembly